AUGCCGAAUUUUACCUCUACAUCUGAAUUCUUGCUCCUGGAAUUUUCAAACAUCCGAGAACUACAGAUCUUACAUUUCUUUGUCUUCUUAGCAGUAUAUGUGACUGCAGUGACUGGUAAUCUUCUCAUCAUCAUUGCUGUAGUGCUCGAUCAUCAUCUGCACACCCCCAUGUACUUCUUCCUCAUGAACUUGGCUGUCCUGGACCUGGGCUCAGUUUCUGUCAUGGUACCCAAAGCGAUGGCCAAUUCCCUCCUGAACACCAGGUCCAUUUCUUAUUCAGGAUGUGUGGCUCAAGUAUUUUUCUACUUCGUAUUCUCAGGGUCAAAUUUUGCCACCCUAACAGUAAUGGCACAUGAUCGGUAUGUUGCUAUCUGCUGUCCAUUGCAAUAUGAGGCAACCAUGCAUAAAGCAGCCUGCAUUCGGAUGGCAGCCAGUGCAUGGAUUGCCAGUAUACUUAAUGCCACUUUGCACACUGGUAGCACUUUUGCCAUCACCUUCUGCUCCAAUAUAAUCAAUCAGUUCUUCUGUGAAGUUCCACAGAUAGUAAAGCUUUCCUGCUCAAACUUAUAUCUAAUUGAAAUUGGAAUUCUUCUGUUUAGCUGCAUCUUAAUUGGAGGAUGUUUUACCUACAUCAUUAUAACUUACAUUCAGAUUUUUGCAACAGUACUCAGGAUGCCUUCAGUGCAGGGUCGGAAAAAAGCCCUCUCCACUUGCCUUCCCCACCUCAUUGUGGUGUGUCUGCUUGUUUUCACUGGAAUGUUUGCUUACUUAAGGCCUCCUGAUAACACAUCAUCUGAUCUCAGUAUCCUUUUUGCAGUGAUCUAUGUUAUGUUACCUCCAUUGCUGAAUCCCUUCAUUUAUAGCAUGAGAAACAAAGACAUCAAGAUUGCAUUGCUAAAGCUGACCAAAAUCUCUCAUCCAAGUCUUCAUGUUUGGUUUUAUCGUUUCAUCUUUCCCUUCUUCCUUUAA
Molecule: messenger RNA, 969 nt
Organism: Gekko japonicus
Lineage: Eukaryota; Metazoa; Chordata; Lepidosauria; Squamata; Gekkonidae
Product: olfactory receptor 14I1-like
Exons: 1
Coding region: 1-969 (322 amino acids)
Biological process (GO): G protein-coupled receptor signaling pathway
Cellular component (GO): membrane
Molecular function (GO): olfactory receptor activity; odorant binding; G protein-coupled receptor activity
Source: RefSeq, a predicted model, not a curated record